AUGGAUCUAAGAUUCGGAUUGAUACCAUGUUAUCCAGGAUUAAAAGUAUUCAGUUCUGGGCUUGCAGAUCUUGCUCUAUUCAUGGCUUCCGAGUACAAACAUAUGAUGAAAAUUAUGCCCUUUGUGCUUGAAGGUCUUAUUGAAGAAAAAAAAAAUGAGUCACUUAUACGAAUGUUUAUCAAUUGGAAUAAAAUGUAUCAUCAAUCAAGACAAUAUAAGUUUACGCAAUCCGAUCUUCUUCAAUUUGAGAAAUCGAUUCAAAUAUGGGCGAAAAAAUUUAUUGAUAUUCUUGGACCAUUUACUAAGAGAGAAUGUCGGUUUUCAAAAUUUCACCAUUGGAUACAUCACACCAUUGAAACAAUUAAAGAAUAUGGAAAUUUAAACGGAUUGAGCGCUGAAACAUAUGAAUCACUCCACAAACAAUACAUUAAAGUUCCAUAUAGAAUGUCUAACAAACGCAAUAUCGAUAUACAGAUUUUGCAAAAGGUAACACAAACUCUCACACUCAAAAAUAUUUAUCGGCAUAUUUUAUUACAAAAUGGGCGAUCCAAACCUAAGGAAGAUAUAGGAAAAUUCGGAAAAAAAUAUUUCACUAUACCGCAACAUCUUCUGAAGUCGCUCAUCGAUAUAUAUAAGCAUGAUGAAGAAUGUACAUUUGAAAUUCUUGAUGGCCUGUGUCAUCUUGUUCCUGCAAUGAACGACUAUUUUGAUCUCAUGUCCGUAUUUGAAGAAGACAUAAAGAAAUCAGAAAUAAUUUUUAUCUUAUAUGAAUCUUUCACAUUGACAAACAAAGAACAAAUAAGGGCUACAAAUAAUUAUUACAACAUGCCAAUGUUUAGCAACAUUGCUGUUUAUAUGGAUUCUGAACAAAAAGAAUUUGAGACAUUUAACGGAUAUUGCUUUGCAAAGUUAACAAAUAUUUACAAUUUGAUUCCAGUCGAAUCAAUUAAUAAUCUUGUUCAUAUUGUGCCACAGUUUGAUACAACAAACUCAUAUUAUGUUAAUAUUUUCCUCUGGAUUGUUAAUACACCGCUAAUUGACCAUAUGACUUCUGAAGCAACCAACCCAUUAAAAGAUAAGUUAAGUGGUCAAAAAAGAAAUGAAUCCACCACAUUCAGCGCCAUGUAA
Dentiscutata heterogama is the source of this 1128-nucleotide messenger RNA. The record is from the annotation of a GenBank genome assembly. Lineage: Eukaryota; Fungi; Glomeromycota; Glomeromycetes; Diversisporales; Gigasporaceae.